Ornithodoros turicata is the source of this 6991-nucleotide messenger RNA. RefSeq names its product store-operated calcium entry regulator STIMATE-like. The transcript has 7 exons. The record is from RefSeq and is a predicted model, not a curated record. Lineage: Eukaryota; Metazoa; Arthropoda; Arachnida; Ixodida; Argasidae. Bases 171 to 1019 code for a protein of 282 amino acids. Gene Ontology annotation, cellular component: membrane.
UGUCGUUGAACUAAUCUUGAGUCGGUGUGCGCUGGUCGCCGCGGCCCACGGGUGGGGAAAAAUGGUUUUUGUUGAUGUCUGUUGAGGCAUGGUGAGUUCACGGACGGCAGCGGAGAAAUGACCUCAUCACAGCGUCGCCCGAAAUUGUCGUUGUCUUCCAAACGGUGACAAUGCUCGACUCGAAGGCUCUGAGCCCGUCAACCGUGGUCGUGUCGAUUGCUCCCAGUCAACUGGAAACUGUUUUGGUUGGCGAUCCUGAGCUACAUUGUAGUCACGGGGCCCUUACCAACUCUUUCGGAUGGUUUGUGCAAGGAGUUCUAGCCGGACUAGCGUUUGCCUGCCUGAUAGUGAAGAGGUUUUGUGAACCUAGAAGGCACAGGCGACCAUGGAUAAUUUGGUUUUAUGACACUUCCAAACAGGCUGUGGGUGCCUUAGUGAUUCACUUUGCCAAUAUUUUUCUAGCAGAAUUUUUUCAAGGAGACCCAUGCACUUGGUACAUUGUGAGCUUCCUGCUGGACUCAUCGCUAGGUCUUAUGUUCCUGUUUGCGGGCAUUCGUCUGACGCAGCACAUAGCUCGAAAACGAGGCUGGGAUGCUUUGAUGUUCGGGGAAUAUGGAAUCCCACCUGAACCACGGGCAUGGCUUGCUCAGUGUGCCGUCUACGUCACGCUCAUGUUGUGUGAGAAAGUAAUGGUUGUUCUGGUCAUUCAGCUGCACUUUUGGGAAAGAGUUCGUGUCUUCAUCAUGUCUCCCAUUCGAAACCCAAAAGUGGAAGUGGCUCUGGUCGUCCUAGUGAUUCCCUUUUUCAUUAAUGUCUUCAUAUUUUGGGUCACUGACAACUUCCUGAUGCACAAGCCAAGGAAAAUGAAGCGUGACAAAGAGACAAGCUCUCCGCAAGCCCGGGUGUUCUACCGUCAGGACGAUCUGUCAGCCUCUCCCGAGUGUGAAGUGCUCCUUUCUGGUGACGACCGUUCCGACGGUGCAGUGCACCAUCACCGCCCGACCAUCGUAGUCAAGUGAGGUGGACUUGAAUCGAGCAAAGAUGAUACUUGAUAGAGAGAUAAAGAAGAUAUACUCGAGGCAGUUGGCACCUGCUAAGAAGGUGAACUUACUGCAUGUAGUCGAUGAUCAAGGUUCUUAUCUGGCAGAUGACAGGGUUAUGCUUCAUCAGUCUUACUCCAGAGCAACCUACUUCCAGUCAUGACUUUUCUUGGCCAAGCUGGAAACGCAUAUACUGGAUUUUCCUUUUUCUUUUUUUUUUCUGUUUAGGAUAUGCACCAGAAAGAGUCAACUUUCUCAUGUACUGGCCAUUGGUAGAAAAAAAUCUAGGUAGUAACAGGUACUACCAUGUUGUUGUCCAGUGGUUGUAGAUUGUGCUGUGUUGAUUUAGUGGCCUUUCUUCCGCAUUCCCGAUGGCAUUUAUUUUCGAGGAAACAUUGUAUUACAUAAAAUAACGUUACGCUUUUGUAAUUCCGAAUUUGGGGGGUCCGCCCAUAUUCCAAUGUUCAACCAGUAUUCUGGUUUACAGUCGUGCUUCGUUAACAGGGGCCCCAUUAAUAUGGACAACUCGAAUUAUGGACGAUUUUUGCCAGGACCAGAAUUUUUCGAUGCAUUUUUCGUUUCGUUAAUGCGGAAACUCACUUUUCGGACAAUGGACGGCCCAGCAAGGUUUAAACCACAUGUAGUCUAUGUAUUUUCAUAUCGUUAUUAUGGCAAGCCUCUUACCACAUUCUACAGGAGCACUUUUGAAAGUACGACGUUCCAUUGCACAAAGGGAACUAUGCCCUCUCCUUCACAGCCGUCUACAAGAACUAUAAGAGGAAAGGGGAUAUUUGUGGACACGAAGGGACUGGAAAAUCCAGUAUGAUGUCAUGACUGCUCCGAACACGUCCACAGGCAGUCGACCCUCGUACAAGGAGUUGCUCCCUUAGUUAAACAUAGUGCAGUCACUCAGCAGCUUACGAGAACAGAGGCGGUACUGUUGUCAGGCUCUGGUUUCAAAGACCUGAGCAACACAAAGCCAACGGUCACAUCUGCUAUCGCUCAAGCGGGACUACAAAUGUCUCUUCAAUUAUUUGAGGACCACGGUGAUGAGCAACAGGCUCUAUGUGUUGCCAACCUUAUGUCAGAGGGACCAUGAAACGAUAUUUGAUGAGGCUACGAUCAUUUUCAUUUUGUUCCUCCGUACUAAAGUGUUCUCCCUGUGAAAUAUCAAGUUGAAAAUCAUUCAGAUGGCGAAAAUAUUGUAUAUUAACCACAGCCGAAUGAAUGACGGCUGCUAUGUCCUGCCUUCGAGGCGAACUGGCCAUGACAUCAUGCACAGAGGACGUUGACGAUUUGCGAACGAUCUUUUGGGAGCAAAUUGCUAAAUUUGCGAGCAAGCUUGCAAACUUGAGCACGAAAUAUGUUUUAAUUUGACGUAUCUAAUCGUUGACACAGAAUCCUAGCAGAAGUGUAAUGUAGCUGUUGAUUGUCAGCAUGGUUACUGGAGCACGUUUCCCUCUCUGAGCUUCUUCUUCGUCAGAAAAUGUCUGUGUCGGUGGCCUUUUGAGAGCUGCCGCGUACAGACUGAUUCGUAGACACUGUAUGUGUCACAUAAUCUCUUCCACCAUCGCUGACAAUUUCUACUGAAUUGGACAGCAAAUAUAUGACGCGGUUGUUGUCCAAACUGAAACCAUGCACUCCCGCGGUCCCGCGGGGUGUGUUCUCCAGGUCCCCCACAAUUGACUGAGAGAACUGGACGUUUGUUGAAGUAAGCCCACUUCGAAGGUAUGUAUCCGCUUAUCACGCCCCGCUAUUUUGCGGGGUAACGGCACCCUCGAUGCACUGAAUACAGUUAAAAGUCAACGUGUGUAUGAUAGUGAGGGACCAUGGAGAAUCGUUUCCGGCAUAGUACACGGAAUGUGCGAAAAUCAUUGCAUGGUCCUUCUACGCUUAAAUCAAUGUGCAAGCAAGUAUACCUGCAAACAGUCACUGAGUUGGGAAUUUUUUCAAUAAACCUCCGUUGUUGUUUUCUUUUUCCUUGGUAUUCGAUAGCAUGGACGAUUCACUAUUUCAAACAAUUUUGGUCGGGGAAGAAAAUAUCCGUAUUAACGAGGCACGACUGUAUACUGUGCUGUACUUACGCACCCAUAAGGCUGUAUUGCACAUAGCAUCGUUUCCCCCUUACUUUGGUGGCCCAACUUCACACACAAAUGCUUAUGUUUCUUCACCAGAAAAACUAUGCGUCAAGAGCAUCAAAACCAAGUUAGUAGUUGCCACUUUUUCUUUGCUAACAGUUGUUUGGCCGUUAUUUUUUGUUGACGAAUGCGCAUCCUCAUCACCAAGUGAUCCAAACCUCCAGAAUACCUUUAUUGUCAUUCAGAUCUGCAUGUCUGAAGACCUCGCAUGCGCAUAAAUACUGUUUUUGCCCCCCCUCUCUCACUCUCUUUUUCCAUGUUAUGAACACUAAGAGGUAGCAACUAGUAUCUAACUGGAAACAUUCUUGCUGUGAAUGCCAAAUUUAUGAAUGCAAACUGCAUGAUUUCUUGAAUUUUUUUAUACCAUUAUAAUCGCAUUCAGUCAUAAUUAUUGCCCCAAUAAUUAUUAAUCACAAAUGACAGCCAGAAUGUUGCAUAUUUUAUUGUCUCUUUUAAAAUAAGUGGUCACACUAUCCUCAGGACUUGUAUCUUAUUAGGCUAUGAAGGAACUAGGAGUGGAUAGCGUACAUGCCUGUGAGAACUUGUGUUGAGAUCUAUUUCUGUCGUAAUGGCACUUGGAAAGCUAAAAUUACGGAGCAUUCAGUCUUACUGCUCCAGAAUAUACUGUAUUUUCCGGUAAAUACCACGCACGUCGUACAUUGUGAAAAGUGUCCUUUAGGGCCAGUGUUUGUUAUGCAUCGGAGCUUUUUCCUAGAAGGACAGUCCCUAAUGGCGCUUUGUCAAAAUGUGGCAGAAUUUGCUCGCCUUGCACCCACUGUUGUCACUUGAACAUGGGUGUUCAGGAGCUAGCAGUUUUAGUUGUUUGAAUAACACUAGGGCCAUUGUGGUCGCUCAUGUUCCAGUUCUGUCGUCUGCUAACACACGUUAAAUUUGGCACAUGGCCAAUCAGGGCCAUUGCUGGCCCUCGCGGUGUAGAUCUGACGACACCAACUAUAGUUGGGCGAGAGGCCAGGCAAAAAAUGUGCUAGCUGGGAAAUUCCUGGUGCCAAGAAAGCACCACAAGUGAUUGUCACAUUUUGACCGAAACACAGUUGUGCAGAAUCUGGCAAAGAAAGCUGUCAGAAAAUGACCGCGCAAAUUUGUCAUAACAAAGGUGCCGUGCUACCUCUAUUCGUCAGCCUUGGCCGAGUUGUGUGACGAAGACGUAAGUAAUUAAUUUAAGUGCCACGUUCGGGAACUCUGGUGGAAAAAAAAUGAUACACAGUGAGUGCAAGUAGCAGGGAGACGUGACGGGCUAGCUGAGGUAGCGAAGCGGGUCCAAGAAGAAUGGGACAGCUUAGAAGUGUCCGUGAUCCUCCUUGAGUCAGAAGGUUAGCGAGGUUGAAAGGAAUAUGAGAGUGGCAAGGAUACCAAAGUCUACUGCGCGCUAAGUCUGUCGGAUUGAACUUGGAUGGCUUUGAUACAUGCUGCAUCCCCGAUAGGUCUAAUAAAAUUUACACUUAGCUACUGUGGACAUUAGCGGAGAUGUAGAGCUUACAGUUUCUACGCGCUGGUAGUGUCGGUAUAUCGUUCCCCUGGGUCGCAAUAUACAUAAGCACCUCCCCCCUGACAAAAUGACAAUCUGCAAUUUCAAUAGGGACUCGAAAGGACUUGAAUUCAGUGGUCCCACUGAUCCCUGACAAAUGUGGAUCUUCAGUGUGAAGAUGUAAACAAUACAUAAUCGUAAAAGUAUUACUAGAAAUGAUAAUAAAUUGCAACAAGAAGAAAAACAAUAUCGAGUGAGUGGAUGAUGACAUUCUAAUAAAUGAGAAUAAUAGAGAAUGGGGCCUCAACUUUCGCGUACCCACUUGUUGCAUGUUGAGAAAGCACAUGUCCGCAUACUUUCUCACGAUUGUGUUGCUGAACAUUCUACAGUUUAUUAUUUUUGAACUAUACAAAUGCCAAAAAAUCUUGUCACGAAAUCGUACUUCCGAUGAAUUAAAGCAACUGAGAAAAACAAAUGUUCUCAAGAAGUCAUUCACAAAUGUGCAAGUAGGUAAUUUGCCAAUUAGUGAGUUUUAAUGAUGUGCAUGUGCAGCACCUUAAGUGUACGUGCAGCAAAAUCCCCCAGAAAAAGGAGGACGCACCGUGUAUUUGCAACAUAUUCGUUAUGAGAAAUGGAGAAAAUACCUAAAAUUGCAGGCAACCUCCUUAGAAACCUACUCUCUCUCUCUCUCUCUCUCUCGAAAUAUUACAAUCUGCGCAAUGCUUUGACCAAAUGUAAAGCCAUAAUAUGGUACCACGCAAAUUGUUCAAUAGUCAUUGGUCAUCAUAUUAUGUCACUGUACAAAUAUCACUUAGGUAGUGUUUUAGUAGCAAUGUUUCACCUAGUCAUGCAACAGGACAAAUUUGACAUGGACCAUGUUAUUCUACUUGAGGCAGUUGUGUAAUUAGAAACAAAAUACAGUCAUGCCUUGCUUAUCCUCAAUUUUCCGGAUACCAAAUUUCCGGAUAAGUGAAUCCAGAGCGAGGAUGCAUGCAGCAUCAUUGUAACAAUUUAUUACACGCACAAAAAAAAACGAAAAAGUACUGUCUUCUAGCACUCGUCAUUUUAGAACUUUUUAUUGGAAAAUUUGGACACGCAGAACGUCACAGAUCGUAGACUUGUCAAUGGCAAGGCCCAGUGCCUCCUUAAUUGAAGAAGGCUCGAAGGCCAGGAAUACUUUCACAUGGUUUGGAUAGCUGACACUUGUGCAUAGACUUCUUAUACUCAGUAAAAAGCGGACACCUCUUGUGUUUUUCGGGAGCCAUAAUCACUGUCUGUCCACACUAGUCUCCAGAGGCUGACCCUUCACAAAAAGGGUUCAAAGAAUAGAGGAGGAGGAGGAGGACUGAGGUCAUAGUCACGUUCCCAUAUAAGCAAAUCAGAAUUGGCCACUGGUUCUGGAACAUUGUUCUUGAUACUUCACGUCCAAGUAGGGAUAAUGAAUUUUGGAUAACAGGAUGGAAAACGAAGGUGAACAAAGUCGUUCCCGAUCACGUAGUCCAUAAAGCUAGACCAUAAGCGAGGCAUGACUGUAGUACAGUUUAAUUUUCAGUAGACGAUAAAUACCAAAUAGUCUUUAUGGUGAAAUGCCGUACUCUAUGACUAAUGCAUUUCGCACACAUGGUGUUCAUCAUACGCUUCAUUUUAAUGCAGUGUCUCAUACGUUAAAAGCAAUAUGCAUUGUCAUCAUAGGUGGUGCUCCACCAGUUGUGAUCAGGAUUGUACAUCUUGGAGCUUUGAAGGUUUCUUGAUAACUUGAACCUGCAAACGUAAAUUGUAAGCGUCACUAUUAAAAGACAUGCGAUAAGAUGCAAUGCAAACAUACAAGUGGACAAGCUCACCUUUAUGGGAACACCAUCAACAUUGUUUAGCACCUAGAAGCGGUACUUAAUUUUUGAAACAUCCCAUCCAUGCAAGUUGUUUACAUGUUCCUUGUAUCAUUAGUUAGAAUUAGUUCUUUUAUAUCUCUAACCUGCAGUUGUCUUAGGCGGUUACCGGUUGGAAGAUGCGGAGAAGAAAAUAUCUUGUGGCAUAAUGUUUUUUUAUUCUUUUUGUCUCAAACAAAUAAAAUUCAGCAAUACAAGAGAGAUCUGAAGAGGUUACGGAAGCAGAGAUUGUACAAUGUGCGAGAGAAAAAAAGAGUCAGAAUUUUCUCCUUACGAUUAUUAUGCGCUUUUACUUUGUCUGCAUUUGUCCAAACCAAGAAAAAACAACGGAUGAAGCAAAUAAGCAGCAAUGGAUGAGCAAUGAAGCAGAUUUGUGUUUCUGCAUCUUCGUUAUGUUGUACCUGUCUGUGUGGUAGUAGUUAAAACUGUGUAAUCAAUAUA